Messenger RNA from Anoplophora glabripennis (Asian longhorned beetle), 1068 nucleotides. It is a transcript of the gene scro, whose product is annotated as homeobox protein Nkx-2.1-like. Gene Ontology annotation, cellular component: nucleus. Gene Ontology annotation, biological process: regulation of transcription by RNA polymerase II; cell differentiation. The transcript is spliced from 6 exons. The record is from RefSeq and is a predicted model, not a curated record. NCBI's taxonomy places the organism in Eukaryota, Metazoa, Arthropoda, Insecta, Coleoptera, Cerambycidae. Gene Ontology annotation, molecular function: DNA-binding transcription factor activity, RNA polymerase II-specific; RNA polymerase II cis-regulatory region sequence-specific DNA binding. Bases 1 to 1068 code for a protein of 355 amino acids.
AUGUCGGCAGGUGGCAACUACGGGGAAGGCCCCGUGGUGUCGGAUCGAGGGGACCUGCACGGGCUACUGCCCGAGCUCAAUGGCGUCGAGCUUGCUAUGAGCCUCAGCCCCAAGCACCACCAAGGAGGUCCUCAAGUGUUAAGCCAUCUGCAGCAGCUCCACCACCACUCCACGCCCUUCAGCGUCACGGACAUUCUGAGUCCCAUCGAGGAGUCCUACAGGAAGUUGGAGUUGGCUGCUAACCCUCCGUCGCCUUAUAGAUCCACGUCCAGCGGCAGCAGCGUCAACUCCCCGGGGGCAAGCGGAUCGGCCAGCGGCGGUUGCAGCAUGAACGGGAGCUACCCGGUGAUGGGCCAGUUCGGCGGCGGCCAAUACUGCCCCGUCUCCGAGAAUUUGGGGCUGGCCCCGCACUACUCGUCCGGAUGGUACCAGAGCUCGGCGGCGGAUCCCAGAUUUGCAAUUUCCAGAUUGAUGGGCUCGACGGCUGCGUCCGCCAACAUGGGUCACGGGCUGAACACGGGGAUGCCAGGCUUGGGCGCGUGCGCUGUUCCCGACUCGAAACCCAUGCAGUUCCCACUCGCACAACGCCGGAAGAGGCGGGUCCUCUUCACACAGGCCCAGGUGUACGAGCUGGAGAGGCGGUUUAAGCAGCAGAAGUACCUGUCGGCCCCGGAAAGGGAGCACCUCGCCUCCUUGAUCCAUCUGACACCCACCCAGGUGAAAAUAUGGUUCCAGAAUCACAGGUACAAGUGCAAGAGACAGGCCAAGGAGAAGGCGAUGGCUGAACAAAACCAGCACAACCAGUCCUCGAGCUCGCCGAGACGAGUGGCCGUCCCAGUCCUGGUCAAAGACGGCAAACCCUGCUCCGGUGGAUCCGGCGCCGGCAACCAGACGUCCACCUCGACGGCCUCAUCCGACACCACCAGAACGCAGCAGUCGCCUGCGUGCCAGCCCCAGCAGCAGGCGCAGUGUAUGGCCAACAACAGCCUGGCCAUGGCGUACCGGCAGCAGGGCAACUACCAGCAGCAGUGUGGUACGUACCUACCCCUGCAGACUAGGGCAUGGUAG